AUGGUGGCAAUAAAAAAGGCAUCCAUUCUCGUCUUCUGGAUUUGUGCGUGCAUCUAUGUUUGUGUGCUGCCCAGUGCUGCAGAAAUGGUUUCCAGAACUGCCCAGAGAUGUAAGCUCUCACCUACAUUUAUACACACACUAAAAUCCAAAUCCCCGACUCAAUUUGAAACCGAAACCCCUCGUAAAAAUUUCAAAAGAGACUGUAAAAUCGACACCAAUGAUGCAUUAACCCGCUUUUAUAAUAAUAUGCUCAAAAUGAAACCCAUGCCACCCAUAUGGUCAUUUAACAAACUGCUAGGCUCUGUUGCCAAAACCAAGAAUUAUCAAGAUGUCAUUAUUAUGUACCGGAGGAUUGUUGAAGUUGACGUAUUGCCUGAUACUUGUACGUUGAACAUCUUGCUCAACUGUUACUGUAGCUUGAAAUCGGUCGCUCUUGGCUUUGCUGUUAUGGGUGGGAUUAUAAAGAGGGGAUAUAGUCCUGAUAUGUUUACCUAUAAUACACUGAUUAAAGGGCUGUGUAUGGAAGAUAAGAUUGAUGAUACAGUUACCUUCUUCAAUAAAAUUGUUCAAAUGGGGUUUCUACCAGAUGUUACAACUUGGGCUAUUUUGACUAAUGGGUUAUGUAAGAGUGGAAAUACAGAGAUUGCACUUCAGUUAGUAAAAGAAGUAGGGGGCAGUAAUGGAAGGUUUGGUUUAACAUUUACCCCUAAUUUAAUUAUUUAUAGCACACUCAUUCAUGGCCUUUGCAAAGAGGGAUUGUUGGAGAAAGGUAAACUAUUAUUUCUGGAGAUGAAGGGUAGGGGAAUUAUGCCAGACUUGUUUACAUAUAGUGCUUUAAUUCAUGGUUUGUGCGAGGCUGGUGGGUGGGAUGAGGCAAAGCAGUUCUUCAUUGAAAUGAUAGAUCAGGGCAUUCGGCCUAAUGUAAUAUUGUUUAAUAUCUUAAUAGAUGCACUUUAUAAGGAGGGGAAGACUAAGGAAGCUAAUGGCCUAUUAAACUUGAUGAUUCAGAGGGGUGAAGAGCCAAGUUCUGCUACAUAUAAUAUAUUGAUGAAUGGGCUUUGCUUAGAUAAUAGGAUUGAUGAUGCAAGGGAGUUAUUUGUUUUGAUGGAGGCUAAAGGCCAUAAGCGAGAUGUUGUAAGCUACAACGUGUUAAUUGGCGGGUAUUGUAGGUGUCAAAAAUUGGAAGAGGCUAUGAGGCUUUUCAAAGAAAUGGUACAUAAAGAUUACAAACCAAAUGUUAUUACAUUUAACACUUUGUUAAUUGGUCUAUUUAAAGCAGGUAGAGUUGAGGAAGCACGAGAACAUUUUGCAAAGACGAAAUUUCAUGAAGUCAUUCCGAAUUCUGCUAGUUAUGAUGUAUUAUUGAAUGGAUUUGUCAUAAAUAAUUGCCUCAUGGAUGCAAUGGAGAUCAUUCACACUCUGGAAAGAUCUGGUGUUAACCUUGGCAUUGAAACAUAUAAUUGUGUUCUUGAUGGAUUAUGUAAAGCAGGAGAGCUCGAUUUAGCUUGUGAGCUAUUUGGGAAGUUGUCUUAUAAGGACGUUAUUACAUAUAACAUCAUGAUUCAUUGCUUUUCUAAACAUGGAAAUAUGGAGCAGAUGUAUGAAGCUCACAUAGGCAAAAGAUAUGAAAUGGCGCAAAAGCUUAUUGUAACAUUGUAUUAUGAAGCAUGGAAUAUGGUUAGCCAUCAAAAGCAAUAUGUGGAAACCCCACUAAUGACAUUAGAAGAGUCGGCCCAAAUAUAUGAAAAGACGAAGCAACAAGAUUACGGAAGCUACAGAAGUCGAAGUCCUUGUUCUAGCCAAAGUACCACUCAGUCAUAUAUAUGCCGAAGCCUUGACGAAGGGUUUAUGCCGGAGUCCUCAUAUUCGCGACCUACCGAGCCUCAGAAAGACAAGGCGGAAGUUCUAAGAGAUGAGGAGGCUAUCAUAUCUGUCAACUUGAGGAAAAUAUUUGUGAAAAACUGA
This is a messenger RNA of Olea europaea var. sylvestris, 1965 nucleotides long. RefSeq names its product putative pentatricopeptide repeat-containing protein At1g12700, mitochondrial. The coding region runs from base 1 to 1965 and encodes 654 amino acids. Gene Ontology annotation, molecular function: protein binding. The record is from RefSeq and is a predicted model, not a curated record. The transcript is spliced from 4 exons. NCBI's taxonomy places the organism in Eukaryota, Viridiplantae, Streptophyta, Magnoliopsida, Lamiales, Oleaceae.